CCCCCACCCCGUCCCCCCUCCACCCCUCCCCCUGGAAAAGUCCCCCCUAACCCCCCCCUUCCCCCCCCGCCACCCCCGUCCCCCCCUCCACCCCCCCCCCCCUCCCCCUCCAACCCCCGUCCCCCUCCACCCCCGUCCCCCUCAUCCCCUGUCCCCCUCCAUUGA
Leucoraja erinaceus (little skate) is the source of this 165-nucleotide messenger RNA. RefSeq lists its product as uncharacterized. The annotation marks the transcript as partial. The record is from RefSeq and is a predicted model, not a curated record. NCBI's taxonomy places the organism in Eukaryota, Metazoa, Chordata, Chondrichthyes, Rajiformes, Rajidae. The transcript has 2 exons.